AUGUCCACUUAUUCCGCCAGUUCGCGGGACGCCUCUCGGGACCGUGCUGAGUCUCGAAUCGUCAAGCAUCAACAUUCAUUCUCAGAGUCAGGCAGAAGCUCGGUGCCCAUGUGGGAUAGCUCAGAUCCCGAUAGAGCACCUCCACCACUUCCAUUGAAUCCUGGAGUUCCAGGAAGCCCUCUGACUAGAUCUAAUACAUCAAAACGCAUUGACGAAGCUGCUGCCCUGAUCGCCGCCCGAGCACGAGAAAAUGCCCCCAGCUCCUACACAAGCAACCCUCCUCCGACGUCACCAGACAGGAAUGUCAUACGAGCACAAAACAGGCGAAUGCAGAACCUGCAGAGCCCUGGAAUAACUAGACUGAGCGAUUCAUUGGAAAGGCGAUCACCAGAAAAAGGCCUUCGCACAGCAAAGUUCGUGGAUUUCGAGGAUUUUCCCAGCAGCAGAACGUCGGAGCGCAGUCCCACGAGACCAAGAUCAGAAACCCCAACACCUACCGAGAAGAGCUCGGCAAGGUCAAAAGAGAGCGAGAACACACCGCCUUCAUCGAACAUGCUAGCGCUGCAGACAAUCAGAACUAGGCAGGAUGCCACGCCUCUUGGUGACAUAACAAACGGAGCUUCACCUUCGAUGCCAACAUCCUACUCCUUUGAUGCACUGUCUACUCAGAUUUUGAGCUUGACGUCAAUCAUCACAAGUGUUCAAAAAGAGAUGACGAGCCUGAAUAAGAGAAGUAAAGACAACUAUGGCGACCUGAUGAGCCUCAAGGAGGCUACAACGGCCAGGGAUGAAGACAUCCGCAAAAGCCUCAGAGAGCUUAUCGCAGGCCUUGAAAGCAAGUUCACCAAUCUCGACUCUCGGCUACUUGCUGCUCCUCCCGAUGCCACCAGAUCAGCUUCCAACUUGGGGAUGUACUUCGACGACAAGGCACAUAAUGGCUCGCCCCGCCCCAAAAGCCUCGGCCUACCGCGUAUUGGAAGCCCAUCUAGCUUCUCUGCUUCUCUUGAUCGCGAGUUGACCGCCUCACCGUCUAUUACAUGUGUUGACGGUGCUGCAAGCAUCGCUCUCCUCGAGAAAGUUCUCAGGGAAAUGGCCACCCGCGAAGGGCAAGAUAAAAUAAUGAGCACCCUCGAAGCAGUAAAGUCACAAGCUCUCGUGCGAGCGCAUUCAGAUACCCCUACUUCGACUGCCUUUGACCCCGCCAUGAUGUCGAAAUUGGAAGAUAUCCUUGUGUUCAUGAAGGACAUGAAGGAGGAAUCUGGUUCACGCGCGCUAGUACGCUCGAACGGCAAUGACGGUAGCAAGGGCCCCUCAAACCUUGAUCUCUAUCUCGAAGGGGAAGCGAAAAUGGGUAAAGCAAGGUCAGGUGCUGAAGGUCGAGCGUCGAUGUCAGCGUCCGACUCAGUCGUUGACGACAUUGUCACAAUGCUGAAGAGUGUCAAGCAAUCAUUGGCCCAAGGGGGCGGGCUCACGAAUGAAGUCAAAGUCUUGGUUCGAGAGCUACGAGGAGAGGUCUUGGGAAUGGGACGAGAACUCGCAAAGAAACUGGAGCAAACGUCAUUGCCAACAAAAGGUGCUGGUCCGGAAACAGAAGCAGCAGUGACGGAUGAGAUCGCUACCAUUGUGCAGCAAGGGCUUGCUGAGCUCAAGGAACACAUGCAUCACAUUGUCCAGGAAAGCGGGAGACGAUCGGCAGAGCACGUUAAUCCGGCAGUCGACACGCAAGAAGUCGUGCGGGCCGUUCGUGAUGUCCUUGCAGAUUUACCUCAGCCUCGUGAACAACCACUCCGAGACCCCGUGGCUGAACGGGAAGAAUUACUCAUUGCCGUUAGAGAGGCUUGGGAGGACUGCAAACCCGAAAUCGCACUCGAACAUUUCGGACUAGAACGAGAUGAGAUCUUGGAGACGUUGAAGGAGGGGUUGAAGUCGUAUCAACCGCAGCAACCCAGCGCAAAAGAUGCCGGCGCCACUUACGAAGACGUGCUCGAGGCAGUCAGAAAGGGCCUAGCAGACUUUGAGCUUCCUCCCAUUCCCGCGCCAGCUGGGAUCACUCGGGAAGAUGUCUUUGCUGCUGUCAGUGAGGGAAUCAAAGGUAUCGAAUGGCCAGACAUGUCUGCAUCCCGGGGUAUAGACAUUGACCUCACCAAAGACGAUGUCUUCGAAGCUGUGCGAGAAGGACUAGCGCAACAUGACACCGUCACCAGAGAUGAGAUAAGUGACGCGGUCAAAGAAGGCCUUUCUCAACAUGACCGUGUUGCCAAAGAGGUCGAAUUCAAUCGUGAGGACCUGUUUGACGCCAUCAAAUCUUGUCUGGAAGGCGAACAAAAUCCCUUGGGAGGAAUGGGCGAACGAGUCAUCGAAGCGAUGCAUGAGUUCCUCGGCAGCAUGAAAAACGAGUUCCAGCAAUAUUCAGCGGCAAAUGGUAAAGACACGGAACAGGUGCUCGACGCGCUCAAGGACGGAUUGGAGGACCUAAGAGCCGACAUAGAAAGCUAUGUUGAUCGUGCUGCCGAUGUUACUGGCAAAGACGAGAUCAUCGACACAGUCAAGGCUGGAUUUGUUGCAAUGCAAGCAGAUCUCGACAAAGGCUUUGCGGCACGCGGAAACGCAGCCCCGAACACACCUGAACUCUUGGACGCCAUGGAGAAAGAGUUCGAACAUCUUCGUGAGACUAUCAGCAAAAACAUGGCCAGGAAUAACGCUCUCUCCGAGAAGGACGAGAUCCUCGAUGCUAUUCGUGACAUUGCCGACGAUCGCCAAUCGACCCUCAGCGGUAACAAUGAAGACAUUGUGCGUCUAGUCAAGGACGAAUUGGAACAUAUGCGCACAACCCUCGCUGGAACUCUUGUCAAGACCAGCUCUUCAAUGGAUCGUGAGGAAGUUCUUGAUGCCAUCCGAGAAGGACUGGCGUCGUCUCGUCCAAAGAUCGACGGAAACGAAAGUAUUUUGUCCAAUACUAGCGAGCUUCUUGAUGCAUUUCAAGACGGCGUUGAUGGUAUCCGAGCCGAUAUCCAAAAACUAACGGAUCGCCCUGUUGACCUCAGCGCAAGCUACGAAAUUCUUGACGCGCUCAAGACAGGAAUAGAGGAUGUGCGAGCAGAUAUAUCAAGACUCCAUGAGAAGCAGACAGAGGACUCGGACACCGCUACCGCCCGAGGGCAGGAGAUGGUGAUACACGACCAGAAUCGCAUCUCCACUGAAAUCGAAGGUUUGAAGGUUAUGAUCACCCAAUUGAGGAUCAAAGUCGAAGCGCUGGACGGAAUGGCUGGUCCACCCCCUCCAACAGAAGCUCGAGUACACAAGGACGAUAUGAUGGAGCUUCAAGAUGCCAUCCAGCAAGUUCAGGAAUCCGUCGAUCGUAAUCAUAACGUUGAGGCACGAAUCCACAAGGAUGACCUAGAGGGUUUGUACACCGCCAUCGACCAGGUAACCAAUGCCGUCAAUGAAGUUCGAGAUACACCUCCUCCGGCACUGGUCAUGCCAGAGAAUGCUGCAUCGAAAGAAGACACCGAAGCCAUCGAAACACUCCUGAGGAACAUUAAGGCUAGACUUGACGAGGCAAUUUCACCGGAAUCUGAGCCUCUGGCCAAAGCGAGUCAAGUCGACGCCUUGGAGUUUGCCCUCAGGGAAAUGAAAGUAGUGGUCGACGAAGCCAGUGAGCGUGCAGCUGAACAAACCAACAAAGAAGAUUUCACCUUGAUCGAGUUGAUGUUGAAAGACAUUCAAAGCGGCAUGGAAGAGUUCAGGUCCAAGCUAGAGGAAUCCAAGACUGAACAAGGCAGUCUCGACAAGUCGGACCUGGAAGUGGUUGAGUCUCUCUGCAUGGAUAUAAAGACCCAGAUCGAAAACAUCAAGCUACCAGAUCUGGGAUUUCUCCCAUGCAAAGAUGAUAUUACCGACGUGAAAAAUGAUCUGAAGUCUUUUCGGGAGCAAUUCGAGGCCGACAAUGGCCUCACUGCGCAAGCAUUUGAAGCAAGGAAGAUUGAACACGGAGGCUUGGCCACGAAGAUCGACGAUGUUAAAAACAUCAUUGGCGAUCUCCGAGACGAGCUCAUCGGAAAGGUCGAAGGAAGUGCAGAGGGGAUUGUGGAACUGAACAAAGUACUUGGAAUGCACCAUGAUGAUAUGACCAGAUAUGCUACGGCAGCCAGCAUCGAGGAGAUGUCCUCCAUGCUCAAAGACGAACUCGAACGACACAUGGACCACCAAUCUACCAUUAAAGCGCAGAUGGAAGAACGAGACGCUACCUUAUUCACCAAGCACGAGGAAACCGGUGCGGAACUCAGAUCUGUGAUCGAGGACAAAUUCAGUGCACUCAUGACCAAGUACGAUGAUGCUCAGCUUGCCAGCGAUGCGAAAUUGAAUUCUCUAGAAGAGCGGGACAGUGCGCACUUGGAAGCUACAAGCAGCACGAAAGCGGUCGUGGACGAUCUCAAAUCGCUCAUGGACACUUUGGGGACAACCAUCACGGAAACCUAUGAUCGCAUCUCUGAAGACUCCAAAAUCGUGUUUGGUUCGAUCGAAGAAACUAACUCGAAGAUGGACAACCUACACACCGCCAAUGCCUUCGAGCAUGGUCUGACUCGGGAGGAGAUUGCAAAGACAUUGGCAGCAGCAACAAGACUUGAAGGCACUCUGUCAGACCACCAACCUGCAGUACUAUCCGCAAUACAGGAAGUACUCGGGGUGGUGACCCAGCAUUACGAGCAUUCGCAACAGCAAACGGAGAACUUUGCACGAGCAACAGAAGAGAUUAAAUCUGGUGUGGACUCCAUCCCAGCAGCUAUACCACCCUUGUUGCCAGCACUGCCCGCUGCUGAACCGGUCAGGGAAGUAAGUAACCAAAAGGAGUACGAUGACAGCGAGCUACACGAUAAACUCGAUACUCUCCUUUCACAUGCCAGCUCCGCGAAGGAUUUCAACGAUUUGCAUGACAAGCUAGACACGCUGAUCUCCCAGACCAACUCGUCGAAGGAUAUCAGUGAGGUGCAUGACAAGCUGGAUACUCUUCUAUCCCAUGCCGAGUCGGCGAAGGAUGCCACAGAAUUGCAUUACAAGCUAGAUACUCUUGUUUCUCAUGCGAGCGAAGCGAAGGAGAUAUUCGCUGGGCUGGAGGAGCAUCAGAAGGAGUCUCGAGACUCGUUGGCCAACCUUGGGAAACUUGACGAGAUUCACCAACAAGUGAUGUCGACCGCGGCUGAGAUUGCCGGAAUGGUGACCACACAGGCAAGACUCAUGGGGGAGCACCACGACUCCAAAGUUGCUGAGGCCACAGAAGCGGCGAUUGCCUUGGAGAAGCGAAUGGCCCAGAAGGAGAAAGUCGAAGCUGAUAUUGUUUACCUCAAUGAAGAAAAGAACAAUCUCCUGGAGUCCAUGGCAACGUUGAGGCGGGAGCAAGAACAGCUCAUUGGGCAGACAAAGAAAUUGACUCGAGAUGUGGCGAAGCUUGAGACUGCGCUGCAAAUCCGACAAGACGAGAUGCGCGAGAUGAACGCCAGAGCAGAGGUCCUUGAGCGUCGCAUCCUCGAGGGACUUGUGAACCAAGCUCGAGCGGUUAAGACGUCUUCAAAGACUAUCAACAGAUCAAGAAUCAGCCCAGCCGAACGCGAUGCAUCAAUGAGUCUCAAGCGCGUUCCAAGUACCGCUAGCACAGCUACAGCCAGAACUUCGAUCAAGGGCGGAAAGUCUACCAUCGGCAAUGCUGUCGGUACAGCCUUGAAAAAGAGAACGCCACUAACCUCAAACACCAAGGCAGUGUCAGCUCCAAGAACAUCUGCUGUUGACCGGCGAAUUCUGAGCACCAGCCAUGUCACUGGUAACCGUGGUCGGAACACGCCCGAUAUGGCUUUGAUGCUUGCCCCUGUGCCUAAAACAACCGGUCUGGUCAGUCUCAAACGCAGCCAGUCUGUAAAGAGCAACCCUAGCAGUUAUAUCAACGGACGGAAGGCCAGCUGGAAUGGUGUACCAACAGAGUUGACGGACAAAGAGAACUUUGACGUUGACCACGAUGAAAGUGAUGACGACAAUCAUAGCGAAACAAGCACUGAGAGGAGGACGAGCUAUGGCACAAGCGUCAUGUACACCGACAGCAUGACAUAUGGCACAGGAAGCUCGUUGAGCAGGGACAGCAGGAGGUCGACCAGCUGUGGUAGCAGCAUUGUUGGGACCAUUAACGGACAAACGGAUAGCAUUGCCGAAGAGGAUGAGGAGCUGGAGACGGACGAGAAUACCCAAACGGCCAUGGUCCUACGCAACGCUCAGGCUUCUGGUAAUGACGGUAAUGACGAAAGUCAAGAGGACUCGAUGGCACUGACCACGAUGACCGGAUCACGUGGCACCAUUGUCGAAGAAGACAUGCUGUCCGACAUGCAGCCUCAACCCGCAGUUACCGAGGAAGGAAUGAAGUACCAUGGCAGUGACAGCGGGCUAGGGACCGAGCCGUUGACAGCAGGCUCGGAGAGCCAUAACGAAUACUUCCACAUGACGGCGUAG
Messenger RNA from Fonsecaea pedrosoi CBS 271.37, 6492 nucleotides. RefSeq lists its product as uncharacterized. The record is from RefSeq and is a predicted model, not a curated record. NCBI's taxonomy places the organism in Eukaryota, Fungi, Ascomycota, Eurotiomycetes, Chaetothyriales, Herpotrichiellaceae. The coding region runs from base 1 to 6492 and encodes 2163 amino acids. The transcript has 2 exons.